AUGUUUAAAAGAAAGGGGUCACAAAAGGGUAAAGACCCAUCGGUGCCAUUCCAAAGGCCGACCACAUCAAAAGAUAUACAUACAGCAGAAGAUGGGUCAGAACCCAAAACAUCACUGGGACGACAAUUCUGUCGAUACUUGUAUAAUAGAGAGAAAAAAUUGUUCUGUGGAAGAUCAUGCAAAAGUUGGUUAUGUAUUAUUGGGUAUUCCAUAAUGUAUUUGUUGUUCCUUAGCACGUACACACUCCUGUUUCUGUUCGGGUCAUUGUCAAUAAUAAAGUUAAUAGACAACUACGAAUUGAUUGAAAAAGUUGAACUUAUGACGUAUUCACAGAAUGGUAUCGGACUCUCUGCGACUCCGACGUCCGUUGAUAAUUUUCCCAUUAUUUCCUACAGAAGUAAUAGCAACGAAGAUGAGAAGUAUGUAAAUGAAUUACACGAAUUCUUCAAACGACGAAAGCGAUCCACCGAAGAUAUAGCAUUAGGGCCCUGUGGAUCUCUCCCAUUUGGAUAUUGGAAAAGCCCGUGCAUUGUAAUACGUAUUAACAAGCAAUUGGGAUGGUCAGCAAAGCCUUUGAAACUUAACACGACCGAUUUAAAUAUACCUCUUGAUGUUCGGGAGUGGAUGAAGUUAGAUCAACAAAAACUCUGGCUGCAUUGUCAUGGUUUGCAUUCAUAUGACAAAGAACACCUGGGCAAAAUUAUAUACUACCCGGAUCCGCCAGGAUUUGACCCAGGAUUGUUUCCUUUAGAUAUGAAAGAUAAUGCGCCACUGGUUGCGGUGCAAAUAAAAGAGUUCACUUUGGGAAUAUCACUCGCCAUUGAGUGUACGCUAUGGUACGACGAAGGAACAUCGUCAACCGCCUUUUUACUAUAUGUUACGCCUAAAAAUAAAAUUAUCGUAAACGCAGAUAAGAUUGUACAAUGA
Zerene cesonia (dogface butterfly) is the source of this 927-nucleotide messenger RNA. RefSeq names its product sodium/potassium-transporting ATPase subunit beta-1-like. Gene Ontology annotation, cellular component: sodium:potassium-exchanging ATPase complex. Gene Ontology annotation, molecular function: ATPase activator activity. The transcript has a single exon. The record is from RefSeq and is a predicted model, not a curated record. Gene Ontology annotation, biological process: potassium ion import across plasma membrane; intracellular potassium ion homeostasis; sodium ion export across plasma membrane. NCBI's taxonomy places the organism in Eukaryota, Metazoa, Arthropoda, Insecta, Lepidoptera, Pieridae. The coding region runs from base 1 to 927 and encodes 308 amino acids.